Messenger RNA from Aspergillus welwitschiae, 1663 nucleotides. RefSeq lists its product as uncharacterized. The transcript is spliced from 3 exons. The record is from RefSeq and is a predicted model, not a curated record. The coding region runs from base 516 to 1286 and encodes 256 amino acids. Lineage: Eukaryota; Fungi; Ascomycota; Eurotiomycetes; Eurotiales; Aspergillaceae.
CCUCUUUUUCCCCUGAACUGGAACUGAAAAUGGGAACUGGUGAGAGAGAGAGAGAGAGAGAGAGAGAGGGAGAGAGAGAGGGAGUGUGUGGGUGUGGGUGGGUGCUAAAAUGAAACAACAGCCGAGAUUGGAGAAACAAGAGGAGGACCCUUGACUUAGGCUAGCUUUUCUGCCCCUCUCUGUGUCUUACUUUAGUAGGCAAUUCUCCUGAAUCCCACUUAAGGUGAACAGCCACAAUUCAUGCCACAUCCAGUACGUCUAGUAGACUAUCUCCUCUAUCUUGUAGACAGUAUAACAUCUCCUAUCGAUCGGACCCCACUUUAUCUUUUUUUGGGAGUUGCUUAUUUACCUAGACUAUAAGUAGUUUUGUUGGCCUUUUCUUUUCCCCUUCUUUUUCUUCUUUUCCCUUCCUCAUACUUUGCAUUCUUAUACACAUACACUCUCUAUAUACUAUCCCAUCCUACCUUUCCUCCUUUAACCCCCCAUCAUCUCCUUCCACACACCAACCACCCAAAAUGGACUUCCUCAAGAACAUGGCCGAAGAAGUCAUCGAAAAGAAAUUCGGUGGCGGCGGCUCCUCUUCCUCCCAACAACAGCAACAAUCCUACCAAAGUGAAUCUUACGGCCGUCAGGAAUCCUACGGUGGUGGCGGUGGUUACGGCGGCGAGUCCUACGGCCGUCAAGAAUCUUACGGUCGUCAGGAAUCCUACGGCGGUGGCUACGGCGGUAACGAGGGCUACGGCCGUCAAGAAGGAUACGGCCGUCAAGAGGGAUAUGGCGGCGGCUAUGGCGGCGGAUACGGUGGUGGUAGUGAGGGCUAUGGACGCCAGGAGGGAGGAUACGGUGGUGGCUACGGUGGCGGCUACGAGUCCCGUCAGCAGGGUUACUAUGGUGAACAACAGCAGCAGCAGGAGCGCCCUGACCACAGUAGACGGAAUAUGGCGCUGGGUGUUGGUGCGGGAGUGUUGGUUGGUGGAGCGGCAGUUGUUGGGGGAGAGAUGAUCCAUGAUAAAUGGGAGGAAGACAAGGAGGAGAUCAAGGAAGAUGUGGAGGACUUCCCCGAGAAUGCGGCUAGAUGGACGGGUGAGAAGGUCGGUGAAGUCGAAGAUAUCCCCGAUCGCAUCGAGCGGAAAUGGGACAACGCCGUCGAUGAUGUCGAGGAAGUUCCUGAGGAUAUGGCCGAAUGGGCUGGCGAGAAGGUCGGAUCUGUGGAGCGGUUCGGUGAUAAUAUGGAGGAUGCGUAUGAUGAGGGCAAGUAUGAGGGUCGUGAGGAGGAUGGUUGGUAGAUUGGAUGAUUAUAUCCAUGGCAUUGUGGUUUGAGAUUUCUAGGGUGAUAAGCAUUUCGUGAAAGUUGAAUAUACAGAACAUUGCCCGAUAUUGCGUUUCAUAGAAUAAGGGUUAUCGGAGGUAACCGGAUACAUUCUCCUAGGUACUGCAGGGCUGCUAUUCAUUGGUAAUUCGUGUUAGGAGGCAAGCUUCAACUGUUAUUCUGAGCAGCUAGCAUAUGCAAUACAGCGCAGCGAAGCAGCACAACCAGCAUAUUCUUCGAGUCCACACCGUUGUGGUGAACAUUUGUUCUGCGAAUCUUUUUAAUCCUAUCUACUGUUUAAUUAGCACAGACCGACUCUUUGGCAUUCGGUAGUUCCUCGUGUUUUAUUCUCCU